GAUUAGUUUACUAACUUGGAACGGGCAGUCAAAGGCAGAAAGAAUGGCUGCAUUAUUAAAUCCUCUGAAUAUUCAGCUGAUCCAUUGACAAAACAGAGUGUUUUAUUGAGGUGUAAAAGACAGUCCUUGUACUUUUGUUUAUUAUGUGAAAAUUAUAAUCUGUAAUAGUGCUGCUGAUUGAUGAUGCCUAUUUGUUUGUAAAGUAUUGUUUUUCUUUUUGCUUUCUUGAUAGUUACACUAGGUCUAUGGAAAGAGAAAACCACACACAAAUUUCAGAAUUUAUUCUUCUUGGACUCUCAGAACAGGAGGAAAUGCAAUCUCUUCUUCUUGGGCUCUUCCUGUCGUUGUACUUGCUCAGCUUUAUUGGGAACCUUCUCAUCAUCUUGGCCACCAUCACUGGCUCCCAUCUCCACACUCCCAUGUACUUUUUUCUUGCCAACCUGUCUUUUGUAGACAUAUGUUUCACUUCUACCACUGUCCCAAAGAUGCUACUGAACAUCCAUACCUAUAACAAAGCCAUCACCUAUCAAGGCUGCCUUGCCCAAAUAUAUUUUUUCAUCCUUUUUAUACAGUUGGAUGUUUUUUUCCUUUCUAUAAUGGCUUAUGACCGGUUUGUGGCCAUCUGUCACCCACUGCACUACAUGGUCAUCAUGAAUCCCAGACUCUGUGGCUUGUUGCUGCUUUUUUCCUGGAUAUUGAGUGUUCUGGAUUCUCUGCUACGUAGUUUACUGGUGUUGAGAUUGUCCUUCUGUACUAACUUGGAAAUUCCCCACUUCUUCUGUGAAAUCAAUCAGGUUAUCCAACUUGCCUGUUCUGACAACCUCCUCAAUAUCAUAGAGAUGUAUUUUGCAACUGGGGUAAUGGGCAUUAUUCCCCUCACUGGCAUCUUAUUUUCUUAUUCUCGGAUUGCCUUUUCCAUACUGAGAAUAACAUCAGCAAGGGGGAAAUAUAAGGCAUUUUCCACUUGUGGAUCUCAUCUUUCAGUUGUUUCCUUGUUUUAUGGUACAGGUCUUGGGGUCUACCUCAGUUCUACCACUAUUCAAAAUUCCAGGGCCAGUGCAAUAGCCUCAGUGAUGUACACCAUAGUCACACCCAUGUUGAAUCCCUUUAUUUACAGCCUGAGGAACAAGGACAUAAAACAGGCACUGAAAAGCCUUGUUGGGAUUGUCACUUUAAACAAGUGACAAAAAUGUUUGCCAUUGGGCUGGGCAAGAAUAUAUGAGUAUCUUAGGACCUAACUGGCAUUCAGAAAUUCUGAUUUUUUGUUGUUGUUGUUGUUGUUCACGUGUCUCUCAUUCUCCAGACAUUUCUGGCAUUUUAUGUUUUUACUUGUCUGAAAGUAAUUUCCAACUUUGGGACAGAACUAAUUUGAAAGUAUCCACUCAUUUAAAGUAGUAAU
This is a messenger RNA of Loxodonta africana (African savanna elephant), 1399 nucleotides long. Its product is annotated as olfactory receptor 7A10-like. Gene Ontology annotation, cellular component: plasma membrane. The record is from RefSeq and is a predicted model, not a curated record. Gene Ontology annotation, biological process: G protein-coupled receptor signaling pathway. The transcript has a single exon. Bases 246 to 1184 code for a protein of 312 amino acids. NCBI's taxonomy places the organism in Eukaryota, Metazoa, Chordata, Mammalia, Proboscidea, Elephantidae. Gene Ontology annotation, molecular function: G protein-coupled receptor activity; olfactory receptor activity.